AUGCCAAAAGUACUGGGUUAUACGCCGGACUGGCUCAGCCGACCGAACCCAGGCUAUCAUCUGUUUGCGCCAAAGCAGACAAACGGGAAUGGAGUCGCAGCGAAGAAGCAGGAACCAGGACCGCGAAAGACGAUCGCAACGAGGGGAUCGGAGAUCUUUGUCGCUGUUGGAAACGAAAUACGAUGGGCAGACUUGGUCAACCUCAAGGAAGAGCAACAGCCCGCAUACCGAACACUCAGAGUCUCGAUACCACUCCCGAUCACGCGUCUCGUCAUUUCGCCCGAAGAAGACUACCUCACCGUCUCCACCUCGCAUACGGUACACGUAAUACACCUUCCCGACUCGUCGCUGCUCGGAGCUGGAGAGGACGACGGCCCGUUGAAGCCAAAGGCCUUCCAGUUGGGACCGACCGUACACGUUCUCGAAGAGUCGCCCGUCGCAACAACACUAUGGCAUCCAUUGGGCUAUCACGGGCGCUGUCUAGUCACCAUCACAAAGGCGGGCGUAGUCAGGCUGUGGGAGAUCAACCGCGCCGACAGGUCUACCUUCAGUGAGCCAUCGCUCUCCAUCGAUCUGCCCAAACUCGCAAACGCUACCAGCGACCAGGACGAUCUGAGCGCCUCCAAAUUCGGAGCUUCCAAGGGCUUCUCUCCCGACUCAGUCGAGCUGGAAGUUGCAUCGGCAUGCUUUGGCGACUUCCCAGACCAAGAAGGUGUCCAUGGCUGGGCGCCGAUGACAUUGUGGAUCGCGACGGUACUUGGAGACGUAUACGCGCUCUGUCCUUUGCUACCGAGCAAGUGGCAGUUGGUCGAGUCGCCCGGCAGCCACACAUUCCUCCAAACCCUUACCUCCUCCAUCAACAUCAACUACGCCGAGCUCUCAGAAGACGAGACAUCGCCCAAAGACGAGUUGAAAACAUCAGAGAAGCAGGUCUCAUGGCUGUCGGACAUCUUAUACGAGGAGCCUCUCGCAGAGGAGCGGGCGCAGGGUGACACAGUUCAGGUCUUCGCUCGCCCACACAGUGCGCCUGCGGUGCCGUUGCUACAGGGACCUUUCACUAUCUCGCCUGAAGUCGAUGAUUUUGAGCUUAGCGACAUGAUUGUUUUCUCCCUGAAGACCCUCUCCGAGAGCGAAGAAGAGGAGGCUGCAGAGGGUCUGCCGACCGCUGUCGUGUGCUUGCUCACCGAAACGAGCAAGGUACAUGUCUGUUUAGACCUUGAGGGCAUCGUUGGGCGAUGGCUGCCAUCACCGGAAGACGAGAUUGACACCACAGAACCAACCGAACACGAGCUGAUCAUUGCCGAAACAAUUACACUGGUGGAAAGCGAUGAACCCUCGUUCAACCAGAGCAUCACGCCAGAUGUGCACACCGACUUCUCAUUCUUCGUAUCACACGCCAGUGGGGUCUUCUACGUUUCAAUGGAGCCCUGGGUCAGGAAGCUGGAGACUGAGCUAUCCCAGCCACAGACCGAGGGCUCACCAUUCCGUAUCAAGCGCGUAUUGGAAUCGGCAAACACCUCCGUGGACCAAUACAUACAGCGACGCGUCACUGGCGAUGUGGACGAGCAAGAAGUCACCGCAGUCGCCGUUAUUGAAGACGGGAACGUCGGUUAUCUUCUUCUCACCACAGUUGACGGUGAACCCCAAGCUGCUCUGCUCGAUGCACCUGAAGAAGGUCUCCCUACCCAAGAAGAAAUUGCCGAAUACAUGGCAAUCACUGGCUCUAACAAGGAAGUGCGUCAAGCUUGGCAACCACCAAAAGAACUCUACGAACCGUUUGAUCUUUACAAUUCCAUCAACAUCCCCGCACGGCAUAGAGGUGCUCUCAAGGAUGAGAUUAGGCUAUCUCCUGCGAACCUGGGGCUUCUUAUGGAUGUUCACCGCGUACUCUCUGCGCAGACUUCCAAACUUCAACUUGCUGUCUCCGAUCUGUUCAACCGCGCGACGCGUCUGCAGGAAGAGUUCAGGGAUCAAAUCUACAGGACGUCUGGGAUAGCAGCAAACAUUGACAGUGUUACCGGUAACGAUCAAGUCGGCUCGGACAACGGAUCGACAUACGGCAGCGCCAACAUCGACGAGCGUUUGGAGAAGGUUACAGCGCGACAAGAUCAGAUCAACGCGCGUUACGAAGCUCUUCGACGAAAGAUGGUCAGCAUCGGCUCCAGUGAACUCAGCGAAAAGGAAAGCAACUGGAUCGAAGAGUUGCAGACAAUGGACAGCGCCAUUGAUCCUGCAAGCGAGACCUUGACCGACACUGUUGAUGGCAGCGAACGUCCGGCCUGGCAGCGUCUCAACAGGCUCAAGGAGGUACAGAAGGAGCAAGCGCAACAAAUCGAAGCUGCUAUGAGGAAUGCCAAGCAAGCAGGCGAACACGAGCAAGCGAGAGGUACCGGUGUCAAAGUACCGAGUUACUCGAGGAAGGCAGAGAAUGAGCAGGUGCAGGAGCUCAUACAGCGGAAUAGUAUGCUGGUUGAGGCUGCUACGGAUAAGUUGCGGAACUUGGGAGUCAAUAUCCCUGUGGAAAGUGGUAUUUAG
Messenger RNA from Alternaria incomplexa, 2535 nucleotides. RefSeq lists its product as uncharacterized. The record is from RefSeq and is a predicted model, not a curated record. Gene Ontology annotation, biological process: ribosomal large subunit export from nucleus; ribosomal small subunit export from nucleus; mRNA export from nucleus. The coding region runs from base 1 to 2535 and encodes 844 amino acids. Gene Ontology annotation, molecular function: structural constituent of nuclear pore. The transcript has a single exon. Gene Ontology annotation, cellular component: nuclear pore. NCBI's taxonomy places the organism in Eukaryota, Fungi, Ascomycota, Dothideomycetes, Pleosporales, Pleosporaceae.